Messenger RNA from Cylicostephanus goldi, 600 nucleotides. The record is from the annotation of a GenBank genome assembly. Lineage: Eukaryota; Metazoa; Nematoda; Chromadorea; Rhabditida; Strongylidae.
AUGUAUGGGCAUGGCGAUCAUGUCAACGAGAUGAGAACCGACCCUAACAAUUCAAUGAUUUUUGCUUCUGUUUCCAAGGAUACUACCAUAAGGCUCUGGAAUAUCAGAGUUCAAGGACCGAUUGCUAUAUUGGGUGGUUAUGAGGGACAUAAGGAUCAAAUACUCUCUCUGGAUUGGUCACUUGACAGCAAGUACAUCGUUUCUUGUAGUAUGGAUCAUUCGAUUCGACUUUGGUACUUGGGCACAGACAAGUUGCAGGAGCGUAUUCGUGAUAGUAUGACGCUCAAAGGCCAGGCUAAUUUUCAGAGGGAGCUGGCAGAAACCAUACAAAUCCACUAUCCUAUUGCCAUCAACACCGAUCUUCACAAUGAUUACGUCGACUGCGUUCGCUUUUUGGGACAUUACGUUAUAUCAAAGGGAUCAGAUAUGUCGGUGGUCGUGUUCAGAUUCGGCUCAUUUGGUGAAGAAUUCUACAAGAUCAGGCCAAAAUUGCAGGUCUGCUUGAUUAAAUGCAUUGCCAGAGUUUAUGUUCGUUGCUUAUCGUUCUUGGUUAUAGGUCGACACAUCAGCAAUUCAGCUUGUUCGAAUGGAUUUGCCUGA